AUGGGAGCACAGUCCCUGGGAGCACAGUCCCUGGGAGCACAGUUCCUGGGAGCACAGUUCCUGGGAACACAGUUCCUGGGAGCACAGUUCCUGGGAACACAGUUCCUGGGAGCACAGUUCCUGGGAACACAGUUCCUGGGAGCACAGUUCCUGGGAACACAGUUCCUGGGAGCACAGUUCCUGGGAACACAGUUCCUGGGAGCACAGUUCCUGGGAGCACAGUUCCUGGGAGCACAGUUCCUGGGAACACAGUUCCUGGGAGCACAGUUCCUGAGAACACAGUUCCUGGGAGCACAGUUCCUGGGAACACAGUUCCUGGGAACACAGUUCCUGGGAGCACAGUUCCUGGGAACACAGUUCCUGGGAACACAGUUCCUGGGAGCACAGUUCCUGGGAGCACAGUCCCUGGGAGCACAGUUCCUGCGAGCACAGUUCCUGGGAGCACAGUUCCUGGGAGCACAGUCCCUGGGAGCACAGUUCCUGGGAGCACAGUUCCUGGGAGCACAGUCCCUGGGAGCACAGUUCCUGGGAGCACAGUCCCUGGGAGCACAGUCCCUGGGAGCACAGUUCCUGGGAGCACAGUUCCUGGGAGCACAGUUCCUGGGAGCACAGUCCCUGGGAGCACAGUCCCUGGGAGCACAGUCCCUGGGAGCACAGUUCCUGGGAGCACAGUUCCUGGGAGCACAGUCCCUGGGAGCACAGUUCCUGGGAGCACAGUUCCUGGGAGCACAGUUCCUGGGAGCACAGUCCCUGGGAGCACAGUUCCUGGGAGCACAGUUCCUGGGAGCACAGUUCCUGGGAGCACAGUUCCUGGGAGCACAGUUCCUGGGAGCACAGUCCCUGGGAGCACAGUUCCUGGGAGCACAGUCCCUGGGAGCACAGUCCCUGGGAGCACAGUCCCUGGGAGCACAGUUCCUGGGAGCACAGUCCCUGGGAGCACAGUCCCUGGGAGCACAGUCCCUGGGAGCACAGUUCCUGGGAGCACAGUCCCUGGGAGCACAGUCCCUGGGAGCACAGUUCCUGGGAGCACAGUCCCUGGGAGCACAGUUCCUGGUAGCACAGUCCCUGGGAGCACAGUCCCUGGGAGCACAGUCCCUGGGAGCACAGUUCCUGGGAGCACAGUUCCUGGGAGCACAGUCCCUGGGAGCACAGUUCCUGGGAGCACAGUUCCUGGGAGCACAGUCCCUGGGAGCACAGUUCCUGGGAGCACAGUCCCUGGGAGCACAGUCCCUGGGAGCACAGUUCCUGGGAGCACAGUCCCUGGGAGCACAGUUCCUGGGAGCACAGUUCCUGGGAGCACAGUCCCUGGGAGCACAGUCCCUUGGUGUGAGGAGGAAGUUUUCCCGUGGUCUCCAAAGGAAGACUCAAGAAGAAGGUAAGAAUAAGAGUAAGAAAGGUAAAUAUAAUAAACCAAGCUAUUGGUAG
Messenger RNA from Procambarus clarkii (red swamp crayfish), 1425 nucleotides. Its product is annotated as ribosome-binding protein 1-like. Lineage: Eukaryota; Metazoa; Arthropoda; Malacostraca; Decapoda; Cambaridae. The record is from RefSeq and is a predicted model, not a curated record.